AUGUCUGGUGGUGUCGGCCCAUCCGCCAUGCCGAGUACAUCCGCUUCCUUUGCUCAGACUAUCAACAAUACGGUCUCCGCGACUUCCGGCAACUCGAUCAUCCCCUCCUCGCCGCUCGAACUUCUUACUUUACCCAUUCGCGCCUUCCAGCGUGCCGAGACCUUCGCUUUUAGUACGGUCCCUCGACACGUGGCAAGGCUCGCUGGAAUCGAAGACGUCACUGUGAAUUUAUGGAGUGGUCCUGCAUCGACCGCAAGCGACACAGGGAUGGCAGGCGAGGCAGCGGCUGCAACGGCUAACAUGGCUCGCGAGGCAGUCGGAUACGGCGAUAGCUGGUAUGCGACUGAGUUCCUGCAGACCAUGAGGAAGGUCGGAGGAUUCUUCGGCUAUUUGACCAGCGUUUGGGCGUUCGCGUGCCUGGUCGAGGCUCUUAUCCUUAACCGCAUCACCAUUUAUGCAUCCACCCGGAGACAUCUGAGAUUAGGAUGGGAAAGACGGCUUGCUCUACGCAUCAUUCCGAUCCUUCUUUUUGUCUCGCAGAUACUUUCCCUUCUGCGUGGCAUCCGGUGUCAGACGUCUCCCGAAUACUCUUCCAUGCGAUACGGAAAGCCAGGGAAAUCAUUGAUCUUCGACUAUGCGAGUGGCGGAGGUGCUCUCCACUCGAUCGCGUCUACGCUGUUACCAUGGGAAAGCGAUGAACGGGCUUGCAGCGCCGUUAGUAUGGGACGUGAUGCUACCAAUACUGACAUCCCAUUCGGCUCUUUUUCUCUCCUAUGGCCUGUCUUCCUGCUUCUUUGUCUGAGCCAUUUUGUCGAAACUCUUUCGUGCGCACUUCAGGGUCGGCCUGUGAUGACUGAGACUGGCAUGUCCAUCUUCGAGCACUCUCUGGCUUUUGCCGAGGCCGAGUCCAUGAUUGGUAAAUCGAUAGGACUUGGGCUUUUUGGUCUCCCUAAACAAAGCCCUCUCAACGAAAGUGGCUCGAGUGAUAGCGCAUCGCCACUCCAACUUCUCACGAGAGCUCAAGUCCUCGAUAGAAUGAACGCCACUCCAGAACUCCUGCUCAUCGUCUUGAUUUCAUGCUUAAACAGCCUAUCUUCACACGUCCUCGACGUCUUUGGGAAACAGAGUCGAUACCGUCUCUUUAACACCGCUUUUUGGGGCUUCUGCUUUAUGGCAGCCAUGUCGUGGGGGAUGGAAAGUGGACCUCCAGUCAGCCUCGAAACUGGAGUGCUCCGAUUUCCAACAGUCUGCAUCGUCGGCUUUGUCCCUCAUCUUCUGGUCCUUUUCGGCAUUGCGACAUGUUUUGCUAUCUAUGGAAUUGCUUUGCUCAUUACUGCAUUUUCUUUGCCCUUUGAGGAAGGCCAGCCGGCUUCUCUUCGGGAACGAUUUGCGUUGGCUCACGAGAAUAUGCAAGGCUCCAACCAGAUCCGUAACAUCCACAUCAACCGACACGAAGAUUUUUACACCACCUUACUCCGGGUUGGGUAUGUUGCACUGACCGCUGCAAGUGAAGCUGUCUUCUUGAAUGAGGGCAAGGCCGUCGUUGCAAGGCAAAUGACUUGGCUCGAAAAGGAUCGGCUUGCUGAGAUUGAAGCUUCUCGCCGGAGAAAUUCGUCUCAUGGGAAUUGGCCGAAUUACGUUGAAGGGAGUCCUUUGGAGGCUGUGGGCUUCGCUAGCUUUGAGUUGCCGGAUCAGCCUUCGGCCUGGGAAAGUGGAUAUAACCGCGAGAAGAAAUUGGAAAAACCGAAGAAUGGAUCCCGGCAGAUGCGACCUCAAGCCGAACUCGGAGGUGUUGGUGCUGUGCGGGCAUCCGUGCGUUUAUGGCAUGGUAUAUCCUUCCUUCGUUCGAUCUUCUGGCUCAUUGUCCGAUGGAUUUCAUAUGGCUUUAAUCGAGCCCUUGACCGCUUGGGAAUCGGCUAUCGGCCUAUGUGGCUUAAACGCCAGGCUGGGAAGAAGAAGAAGAAGACCAAAGCUAUGGGCGGGAGAGGAUCUCCAGGAUCUCUAGACUUUUGGAUUCUGACUGACGAAGGCGAGCUUGAACUACCCGAUAACCACGACUUCGACGUUGAGCUAGAAAUGCGGAAACGAGAACGCUCCAGUCAAUUGAACCAAGAGGAACCAGACGAGCGGCGUCUGGAUGAGAAACUUUAUGCGUGGUGGAGGGCGGGAGGCUCUUGGGGCGAUCAGGACCAUACGCCUGAUUUUGACCCUUCCGGAGAGGAUGAUGACACGACGAGUGUGAUCUCAAUGUCCACCAAUGCCUCGGAACCCGAAUGGGAGGACUAUGCUUCGGAUGGUCAGAGCACCCCUCAACAGGAUGCUCUCAUGGAUUUGAAUGCUUUCGCCCGUUUACUCGAUCCUCGCGAUCGCGAAACCCGAGAAGAGGCGCGGAUUCUUGCGGCACAUCUUAGUACAGGCCAAGGAUCUGGUCGAAUCAUGACUCGCAGCCAGUACCAGCAGCAAGUAGAACGGGAAAGAUCCCGAGUGCUACUAUCAUCCCGGUUACACCACAACGCAACAAAUUCCCACUCUGAGCAUCGGAAACCAUCUGCCGAGGAAGAGGCCGAGAUGCUAGAGAGGCUAAUUCUUUCCCGCCGCGCAGAAUUAGAGAAGGCUUCCAACACAGACCCCAGCACCUGGGAGUCCGGCGCCAUGGGUCUAGGAGAGAAUGGCCCACCCUGUGUUGUUUGCCAGACAAGUCCACGGUCUAUUAUCACCUGGCCCUGUCGCUGUCUCUGCAUCUGCGAAGACUGUCGUGUCAGCUUAGCCAUGAACAACUUUGGCAGUUGUGUGACUUGUCGACAAGAGGUCGGCGGGUUCAUGAGGCUUUGGGUACCUUGA
Molecule: messenger RNA, 2841 nt
Organism: Penicillium maclennaniae
Lineage: Eukaryota; Fungi; Ascomycota; Eurotiomycetes; Eurotiales; Aspergillaceae
Product: putative ubiquitin-protein ligase (Asi3)
Exons: 2
Coding region: 1-2841 (946 amino acids)
Biological process (GO): ubiquitin-dependent protein catabolic process; protein ubiquitination
Molecular function (GO): ubiquitin protein ligase activity
Source: RefSeq, a predicted model, not a curated record